Molecule: messenger RNA, 3160 nt
Organism: Scatophagus argus
Lineage: Eukaryota; Metazoa; Chordata; Actinopteri; Scatophagidae
Gene: rcbtb2
Product: regulator of chromosome condensation (RCC1) and BTB (POZ) domain containing protein 2
Exons: 13
Coding region: 112-1695 (527 amino acids)
Molecular function (GO): protein binding
Source: RefSeq, a predicted model, not a curated record
CAGUGAACGCACCAUGUAACUACAGGAAGUAAGAUGAUGCGUUCAUCGAUUGCCCUAUGGAAUCGGCGACGAAACACAAACGCUAGCUAGAGCGACAACAAGCUGAGUAGUAUGCUGGACGUGGGGAAGUGGCCAGUGUUUGCACUCCUUCCUCCUGAGGAACUACGGCUUAUCCGGCAGGCUUGUGUCUUUGGCAGUGCUGCAAAUGAGGCCCUCUAUGUCACAGUUAAUGAUGAGGUCUUUGCUUUGGGCACCAACUGCAGCGGCUGUUUGGGGCUCGGAGAUCUUCAAAGCACUAUUGAGCCACGCCGGAUUGAUGUCUUGUGUGGAAAGAAGAUUGUGUCCCUAAGCUAUGGAACAGGUCCGCAUGUGGCUAUCGCUACUGCAGAUGGAGAGGUGUUUGCUUGGGGCCACAAUGGCUACAGCCAGCUGGGUAAUGGGACCACCAACCAUGGGCUAACCCCUGCCCUUGUUUCCACCAACCUCCUUAGCAAGAGAGUGACGGAGGUGGCCUGUGGGUCUCACCACACUAUUGCCCUCACAACUGAUGGAGAGGUGUAUGCGUGGGGUUACAACAAUUCAGGCCAAGUGGGGUCAGGGUCUACUGCCAACCAGCCGACGCCACGUCGGGUCAGCAGCUGCUUGCAGAACAAAGUGGUGGUUAACAUAGCCUGUGGUCAGCUCUGCUCUAUGGCUGUUCUGGACAAUGGAGAGAUCUAUGGUUGGGGCUACAACUGCAAUGGACAGCUUGGUUUGGGCAACAAUGGAAAUCAGCAGACCCCGUGCAGGAUUGCUGCUCUCCAAGGUGUCAACAUCGUCCAAGUUGCCUGUGGAUAUGCCCAUACGUUGGCACUUACAGAUGAGGGGUUUGUUUACGCCUGGGGAGCCAACUCCUAUGGGCAGUUGGGAACAGGCAAUAAGAGUAACCAAGCUCUCCCAACUCUAAUAAACACAGACAAGGAGAGGAUGGUGGAGGUGGCUGCAUGUCACACCAGCCACACGUCAGCUGCCAAGACUCAGAGUGGACAGGUUCUGAUGUGGGGUCAGUGUCGAGGUCAGGCUGUUGCCAGUCCCCACCUCACCCAUUUCAGCAGCACAGAUGAUGUGUUCGCUUGCUUCGCCACACCAGCUGUCACGUGGCACCUCCUCUCAGUAGAUGGUGAUGACUACCUGACUGUUGCCCAGUCUUUGAAGAAGGAGUUUGACAGCCCAGAGAUUUCAGACCUGAAGUUCCUGGUCGAUGGGAAGUGCAUCCAUGUUCAUAAAGCCCUGCUGAAGAUCAGGUGUGAGCAUUUUCGUGCGCUGCUAAACGAAACGGAUGAUGACACUAUAGAAAUUCACCAGUUCUCAUACCUGGUGUACAGAGCCUUUCUGGAGUACCUCUACACAGACACUAUUAACCUGCCACCAGAGGAUGCUGUCGGGUUGCUGGACUUGGCUACGUUUUACCGAGAGAUGAGACUGAAGAGGUUGUGCCAGGAAACGAUCAAGAGAGGCAUUUCCGAGGAGAACGCCAUCACUCUGCUCUCUGCUGCUGUCAAGUAUGAAGCGCGGGACCUGGAGGAGUUCUGCUUCAAGUUUUGCGUCAACCAUCUAACAGCUGUCACGCAGACCCAGGCCUUUGCAGACAUGGACCACGACCUGCUCAAGAACUUCAUUAGUAAAGCCAGCCGCUACGGGGCCUUCAAAAACUGACUUGAGUUCCCCAGUAGUGACGGAUACCAACAGCAUGAGAUUUAAGCCCUACGAGGUCCUGAGAGUUGACCCUUGACCAAAGUAAACACCUGGCUGAGCAGUGCUUCAAAGCCUUGUUGCUGGGGAAGUUAACACCGAAGAGUCAAACGGUGUCAGGUUUCACCCGCUAACUGAUGCUUUCGUGUUACUCCCCUGAACUUAGCCCAAACACGGUGGUCGCGUGGGGCAUAAAUAUUGGGUUACACCACUCAAUCAGUCACAAGCAGACAGCGCUGAGUCCGAAUAGAAGGAUGUGCCACAGCGGUCGUCUGUGUGUUACUAGCAGUGCGCUUUGCUAAUCUGAUUUUGAUUGUUCAAGCCAGUGAACAAACAGACGGGGUGCCGCGGCUUAACCCACAGUAGCAAUUUCUUUUUUUAAUGACGCUGCACUGUUAGUAAAACAAAUGUUCAGUGCGUAUUGUGUCUGAUCAAUAGGAAGCCAUCAGCGGAAACCAAUCCAGCCAUGAGUUUGCCCUUCACAAUGUGCUGCUUUUCUUUGAAGCCUUGAUUCUCACAUUUUUUUGUUUUUUUGGAUUAAGAGGUGGCAUUUAAAUGAGGGAAAAAACAUGCAAACUGUUCUUCUGUUUUUGAAAAAAAUGCAGCUUAUGUUUAUGUGACACAUUUUGUUUCUGAGAAUUUCGUAUUGGAUCAGUUACAGAGUAUUCGUCCUCUUGCGCAAGUCAGUGUUAAAUUUUGCCACUUUGUUUGUAUAUUGUAGUUACUCACCUUUGCCAUCCAAACUUCUGGCUACUGUUUGAUGGUUAGACUGUGUCACUGUAGACUGUUGCUAUGGUCACCAUCAGGACACCAGCCAGUUACACUUCAUGAGAGAUAAGAGCAUGUUACUUAAUGUUAUGUGGUGUUCAGAUCAAUGCUCGAGCUGAGCAGCCAGGAAGCUGUGUCUGACUUCCACAGGCUUAUCGAUUCCUGUGUAGUCUGUCGGUGAUGUUACUCUGUGAGCGCAGCUGAUUUUACUGUUUUGUUUCAUUGCAAUUUGUUUACAAAAAUUUGCUUGUGUGUGUGUGGUUUUUUUUUAAAUUGUUAAUAUGUUGGCAGCAAACAUCUGGUUCUUUUACAAGUGUUUCUGUAUGCAUCUCCCCUGGUAGCACCUUGCUACUUGUUAAUGAAAUAGUUCUGGCUUAGUGUAAUUUCUAACUGACUGUGCUGAAUAUACCCCAAGUCUCAUAAAGGGCCAAGAGGUCUUAAAAUUUAGUUACGGGAUAAUUCCACAUUAAUUUUCUAAAUUUGUCAGAGUAGAAUGUAACAGAAUUCCUUUACUUUAACAAGCUAAUUAUUGUAUUUUUGGAACAUUUUUAUAAUUGCUGAAAUGUGUUCUCAUUUUGUAUUUGGAAAUGCUAUAAGCUGCUGACAGUGGCGCUGAUGCUAACAUUUGAUAAUCUAAAAUGCAUUAAAGUGAAUAACUGCA